Messenger RNA from Limanda limanda (common dab), 3362 nucleotides. It is a transcript of the gene pabir2, whose product is annotated as PABIR family member 2. Gene Ontology annotation, molecular function: protein serine/threonine phosphatase inhibitor activity. NCBI's taxonomy places the organism in Eukaryota, Metazoa, Chordata, Actinopteri, Pleuronectiformes, Pleuronectidae. The coding region runs from base 920 to 1750 and encodes 276 amino acids. The transcript is spliced from 10 exons. The record is from RefSeq and is a predicted model, not a curated record.
AUAGUUAGCUACUCUGGGAUCCAGCUCAUCCCUGGUGGCGCCCUGCAGAAACGAAAAUAACACAUUAUAGAGAUUAUACUACUGGGAACAGACUUGUUUUUAAAAGUCUGCUAGUCGUGGUUGUUACCGGGCUGAUGCGACAGGAGCGCUUGAUAUGCUGACCCGGCCUCUCUGGACAUGGCAUUGUGGCCAUUGGCGUUAAGGCUAAUUUAGCUAGUUAGCUCAGCAGGCUAUGUUGCUGGGCGGUUGGCUGUAACGUCGACUAGCUUAAAGUUAGCUUGCUCGGCUGUGUUAGCCACAGGGUAGACUCGUACUUAUGGGGACAAGUGUAGCAGCAGCAGCAGCGCCGCUUAACUCAAUACGUUAGUCUUGUGGCGAACAUUCAUUUUGUUUUUAGGGAAACGGAGGAGCUAGUGUGGCUAUCGUUAGCUCAGUGAGCUUGCUAGCAUGCUGGAGCAGUUGAGCGGGGUCUGAGUCGCCUGCCUCUGCCGCCUCGCUCCAGCGCUCUCCCGGGUCGGUAGCUAGCUGCUACAGGGCAUUGUGCGGUAUGUAGCUAUGGCAUGCUAACCAUCCAUCAGGAAAGUUCAUGACUGAUCCUAACAUUGCAGAAAAUGUUGGUAGUGGGGACUGACCAUGCAACCGUUGUGUGAUGAGGUGUAGCGGUGACGUUAUGGCGGUUAACAGCCAGUGUUAACCUCCUCCACACAGACGACGGGGCCUUGCUGUGGCUUAUCGGCUCCACACCGCGUUAGCUAGCUGAUCUCACGGCCGCUCCGUCGCCUGAUUCCUGAGGUUUCCUCUUCAACUGUAAAGUUAGCGAAGUUUGCAGAGCAACAAUGUGACGUGGCCGAGCUGGUUGAGCAUUUUGAUGACUUGUUGACGGGCAUCGUUAGCUAGCAAAGGGAACAACUCGGGAGGCAUGGCCCAGGAGAAGAUGGAGCUGGAUCUGGAAAUCCCAUCGUCGUUAGUUCAGACCGAUGGACACUUGAGGAGAUCCAACAGUGCACCCAUGAUCAAUGGCUUAAGUGAUAACUCCCAAGUGUUCCAGAGAGAGGUCCUACGCUGCAGGAGAAACAGCACUACAGUUGUAAACGGGCCCAACAUGGUCCCUUCAUCCCCUAUCCGUGUCCCAAGCACCAGACUUCAUCAGAUCAAACAAGAGGAGGGUGUAGAUGUGAUGAACAGAGAAUUUGCUCACGAGCGGGAAACUCAGAGUGCCAUGCAGAUGAGCCAGUCCUGGGAAGAAAGCCUUAGUCUGAGUGACAAUGAUUUGGAGAAGUCGGUAUCAUCGUCUCCCAAGCGCAUCGACUUUGUCCCUGUGUCGCCGGCCCCAUCCCCAACCAGAGGGAUCGGAAAAAAGCAGUGUUUCUCUCCUUCAUUACAAAUCCUUGUAAGCAGCAAUGGCCUAACACCCAGCCCAGUACCCAGCCCGACACGGCGCUUCAGCCGACGCAGUCAAAGUCCCAUCAACUGCAUCAGAGCCAGCAUACUGGGGCCAAUAAAACGCAAAGGAGGUGAGAUGGAGACGGAGAGUCAACCCAAGAGGCUCUUCCAGGGCACCACCACCAUGCUGUCCUCCGACAUGUCCAACCUGUCAGAUCUGAGUUCUUGUCACUCUCCAGAUUUACUGGAUGCCAGUCUCAGCAGCGUCGGCUCCUCCAUCGACUCCCCAGGCAAAAUGGAGGGGGUGUCGCCCUCCUCAUCCAGCAACUCGCCCUUCGCUUCCCUCCAGGAUUUGUCCCCAAAAUGAGAAGGGUUGGAAAAAAGACACUAAAAAGGACUGGCAUAGGGGGGGGAACCAGUUUCCUUUUCAGACCCUCCACCUCUCCAUCGGCUAGAUUUAGUAUAAUGUCCCCUGCGUUGGCUUCUGGGCGACUGUUUUUCAUGGCUGCUCUGUGGAGGGUCUAGAUAGGUUUUGAAUUAAGGAAAUGAAAGCCAUGGACGAGGUUUGGUGUUUACAGAGAUUGAAGAGUGAAACUGGGGAUGACUGAAGUCACAGAGCAUCAGCUGCUAGUUGAGGAUCUUGGAUGGUGCUUGGCUUCAUAGUGAUAUUGUGUUUUUUUUUUUUUUUAAGUGGCUAUCCUGUAAAACUGUCCCACCAGUUCCCCUCACUGGAAAGAGACAUUGAGCACUGGACAAAAAGAAAAGAGACUAUUCGGAUGUGUACAUUUCUCCAUAUUUUUUGUGCUGGAAAACUUGUCUUCAGGCCUUUGUAUGUACACCGUCUGCAUAUUUUGUAAGAAAAGAUUUAACUUAUUGUUUUUUCCUGCUUUGUUUGUAAUUAUGUACAUAUUAACCUCGUCAGAUGUCGUACAUAGUUUUAAAUUUGGCUGUUGGGUGAAUGUGGGCACACAAACAGCGAAGGUUUUCUUUGUUAAAAGAACGUAAACUACUUCUGGGGUUCGGCAGAUUCAAAAUAUUUUUAUGAGACCGGCUGUGAACUGGUGAAAUUCUCAGUUGGACUUGUUUGUGCCCGUCACUGUUCGUUACUGCAACAUUAACCGCUCAGUGGAUGGAAGGACAUGAUCUGUCAACACUAACAGUUCCUCUGUAUCCUGUGUUCUUUUCAGGAUGGACAUGAUGUUCUUUUUUUUCUAAAAAAUGUUUUAUUUAUGGAGAAAACGGUUUAUAUGAAUUGGAUGGUGAUAGGUUUCUAUCUCAGUAAAAAAAAAAAUGACCCAUUUGUAUUGUCAUUUACACCAAAUCAGCUGGCUGCCUGAAUUAAUUGGCAGUAAAAUCAAAAUGGCACCAUAGUGAGUGAAGAGACUGCUGUUUCUGCUGUGUUGUUACAUUUAUUAAAAGCUUUUUUUGUUGCACAGGACCCUCAAUCCUGUUGUGUUUCCAGCCUGUGUGUAAGUCUUACAAAGGGAAGACAUGACACUGAAAUAUUAGCUUUCUGUUGAAGAGCCCAAGAAAUGCUGCAUGUUGAGGUUCAACCUGUACUUCCUGUCAUUCAUAUCUCUUGUGUAACUUACACGGCUCAACCCCAUCGCCUUCCAGGAGUAUGUACAAAAGGAAGUGAUUGUAAAUCAUUUUAUGGAAGUGUGCCCUUUUCAAUUUAAGGAAAAGUUUUGGUUGCAGUCCUUCUACUGAAUGUUUAUUUUUUUAUUUUUACAAUUGAAAAAAUGUUUCAGGGGAGAAGCAGUUGGCUUGCUGUGCUGCCAACAAGGUAUUUGAGAUAAACCUUUUUGUCAUCUGUAGAAGCAUUGAGGGCACAAAUCUAGCAGAUAUUCCUAUUCGACACUGCGUUUGUAAUGGAAAGGCUGUAUUCUUUCAAGCUGGCCAACAUCUCGCCUACGCUUGUGUAUUUUGUGAUCGCAAUUGUAGUGAACAUAAGGACAAAAUAAAUUAUUUCUUUAUGA